AUGACAGCUAAAGCAGUCUCGGAUUUAACAACUUAUCAUCCAUACCCUUCGGAUGGUGGUUGUAAGUGGUUCGGUACAGCUCCAUUUUGUAAUGGACAGUGUCAAGCAGAAUAUGACUACAUCAGGAACAGCAAUGGACGCUGCAGUAAUUGGUGGUUCUCUGGGAUAUGUAAACCCGAUCCAAGUUUUGGCGAAUCAUGUAGCACCAUUUUGGGUGGAAAUUUUAAAAAACGUUUUUGCUGCAAUUGUUUUGAUUUUAUGAGUGAUCCAUCUGAAUGUACAUGGAGUGGCCGCUGGAUGGGUGCAUUUACUGCACACAAUAUUUACUGUCGAUAUGACAAUCAUGGUCAUUGUGGUCAUCUAAACUGUUCCGUAAAUCAUUUCAAUUAUCAAGCUCAGAAUUCAACUGAAAUUAUUGGCGAACGUUGCGAUCAAAUUUCACUGUUUGGUCUGCAGGGUAAGGCAACAUGUGGUUAUAUUGCAUGGUUUGAUGAUAGUGGAACACUUGUUGAUAGUUGGUAUAAAAGUAAAUGA
This is a messenger RNA of Cercopithifilaria johnstoni, 534 nucleotides long. Lineage: Eukaryota; Metazoa; Nematoda; Chromadorea; Rhabditida; Onchocercidae. The record is from the annotation of a GenBank genome assembly.